CAUUGGAGAUUCCAACAUGGCAGUAGCUCGGCAGGUUCCGAUGCUGUCAGUGGGAAAAUAUUCACUUUUGUACCUAAACGUGUGUCUCUUAUUUUUGCUCAGAGGAAUAUGUGUUCAAGGAAACAUCAAUUCGGAUGAUUCGAGCUCUGGAAGCUUCUCAAAGACUCAGAAACCAACUGUGAUGAUUAGUAUACUAGCGCGCAACAAGGCUCACGCCUUACCGCAUUUCUUAGGACAUUUGGAAGAUUUGGAUUAUCCCAAGGAUAGAAUAGCUCUGUGGAUAAGAACAGAUCACAAUGUGGAUAAAACCGCAGAAAUGUUGCGAGAGUGGCUGCAGCACAUUUAUUCACAGUAUCACUCUGUGGACUUCAAGGCAGAUGACGAUGACAAUGUGCAAACAGGGUUUCCUGAUGCCCAGGGGCCGCUGGAGUGGUCAGCACAGAGAUUUACCCAUGUCAUGAAGCUCAGGCAGGAAAGUUUAGAAAAAGCUAGGAAAAUAUGGGCAGAUUAUAUUUUUUUUGUAGAUGCAGACAAUAUUUUACAGAACAAUCAGACUUUAUCUGUUUUGACCUCAUAUUCACAAACUGUUGUUGCUCCAAUGCUGAAUUCCUCGUCCCAGUACUCCAAUUUCUGGGGUGGCAUGGAUGAAACGGGCUAUUAUAAGCGAACGCCUGAAUAUGGGCCUAUUCGGAUGCGCCAGAUGAGGGGACUCUAUAAAGUUGCUCUAGUACAUUCCACAUUUAUUAUUAACUUGCGAAAUGAAGAUUCCCAGCAUCUCGCCUUUUAUCCACCUCCUGAGGGUUAUGAGGGUCCUUAUGAUGAUGUCAUCAUAUUUGCGGCAAUUGCCAAUAGAGCAAGAGUUCCCAUGUAUAUUGAAAAUGUCAACUUUUAUGGCAGUCUCAAUGCACCUCUAGAUGCUCACAACACUCUAGAAGAAGAAACCGAGUUAUUUAUUUUCCUCAAACUGGAAGCUAUGGUGGAAGGAGUACCAUUUCUCCACACUAAACAUCUUCCUAAAAAACAUCCACCCCAAGAAAUGUUGGGCUUUGACCAGAUAUACAUGAUCAAUUUAGUGAGAAGACCAGAGAGGCGGGAGAGGAUGGUGGCGUCGUUGGAUGAGUUGGGUCUCAAGGUUAAGAUUGUUGAUGCUGUGGAUGGAAAGGAGUUAAAUCAAACAUACCUCGACUCUCUUGGAGUUUCAAUGUUGGAAGGGUUUCUAGAACCUUAUCAUAAAAGGCCACUUACCAUGGGAGAGAUUGGGUGUUUCCUCAGCCACUAUUUCAUUUGGGAAGAUGCAGCAAAAAACAAUUACCAGAAAGUCCUUGUGUUUGAGGAUGAUGUGAGAUUUGAGCCAUUCUUUGUCACAAAGCUGCAGUCUUUACUUAAAGAAAUUGAAGACAAUAAACUGGAAUGGGAAUUAAUCUACCUGGGUAGAAAACGGAUGUGGCAUGCUGAUGAACCGCCAGUGGAUGGUUUCCAGAGUUUAGUAUGGGCAGAUUAUUCCUACUGGACACUCAGUUAUAUGGUUUCUCAACAGGGGGUCAAGAAACUGCUGGACCAGAAACCACUAGGAAAGAUGUUACCUGUGGAUGAAUACAUCCCCAUUAUGUUUGACAGACAUCCAGAGGAAAAAUGGAAGAAUCAGUUUUCACCAAGGAACCUCAAAGGAAUGUCCACAUCUCCUUUGUUAGUUUUCCCCACACACUAUACAGGGGAAAAUAACUAUAUAUCGGACACAGAAGACUCUCAUGUGAUCAGUGAAGAACAAGAUCAUUCAAAUGAGGAUUUAGAAGGCAAACCAGAGGGACCAAGGUUACCCAACAUUCUGGGACCGGAUACAAGAGAUGAAUUAUAGUGAAGAUUCAGUGUAUGUGGUUCCAUCUCACACAGCUAUUAGAAUUUUUUUUUUCUUUUUAAGAAUCUCCUUAAGUAUACUUUUUUUUCCACAGGUCAAAGACUCCGAGAUAACUACUCAUUUAGUUUUCAUUUUAUAUCAGUUUGAAAUAUUUUUAGGUUUAGAUAUCAUUCAUGAAAUGUUUGGAAUUUUUAUUGGAAAUGUCAUCUUAGAAUUUCAAAAUUUCAGCACAAUUUCAGUUUAAUUAGAUUCAAGCAAAAUGGUAUUAUUAACCUUUUGUCACAUGAUAUAAUUGUUUUAUUUUUAAUGCACAUUUUAAGGCAAUGCAAAUGUACAUAACUGUAUGAUUAAUUAGUUGUUUAGACUGUAUAUCAGUGCAAUUUAGUCGAUACCAGUGUCAUAGCAUUGAAAGUGAUGGUACCUAUAACAUUUUCAGCUUACUUGGGCUUCCUAGAUACAAGUGUCUACCGAGAAAAAAAUUAAAUUUUUUUCUAAUUUGUCAGCUUUCAUGAGUAUUGCAUGAUUGAAUACAAAUUAUACUUGCCCAACAGGAAAAUAUUACAUAUUAAUUUGUUUAAGUGACAUUACUUUGUUUUUAGAAAAGUGUACUAGAUUUUUUUUUUCAAAUAAAUUGUGGUAACUUUUGUAAAUAAUAAUAUGAAAGUUCCCAGUAUGGCAUUUGUCAUUACUUUUUGUCUUACAAAAUACUGAAAGAAAGUAGUUAGAAUAGUUGAGGUUGUUUUAUGGAUUUUUAUUUAUGAAAUUGCAAUCAAUAAAUUCUCACACAGACUCCAUUCUCAAAGUUAUAUGUGGAAUAUUGGAUCAGAAAAGUUAUCAAUCAGGUAUAAUAUAUUGUGAUGUCUCUUUCUUUUGGGUAGCAUGUUUAUGGUGAGAUUUUUUUGUGUUAUGUGAUCAUGGCCUUUUUAUUCAUUCUUUCUUUUUCUGGGGUCCUCUUAACCCCACUAUGCUUAUUAUAAGAUAUUGAUUGUGAGCCUAUCUAUCAAAGUUUUGUGUAGAAAUCCUCCCCUAGCUUUAUAUGUGUCCAGCAAAUAAAUACAACAUACUUUUAGUGUGUUUCCAUGUUCCAAAGCCUGAUAUAGAUUUAAACUAAUGUAGACUAUGUAUAAUUAUGUAAAUUAUGCAGACUGAUAUUUUAAGAGAAAGAGGUUUCUUUCCUUACAUCUUGAUGAGAUACUAUUUAGGUUGAGAUUUAUAAAAUCAAAAGAAAACUCUAAUCUAGAGUAGAAAUAUGUGAAACUGAUUACAUUUAGAUAUAAACAUAAAACGUCAAUAAUUUUUUACAGGGGCACACUCCCACGUUUAUUUGUAACAGUAAGAGGUUCUGCAGUACUCAAAAUGGAGUCCAUUUACUAAAGUGGUUAGUUAUUUGUUAUAAUUGUUUGUGUUUUGCAGCUCUGAGGGGUUAUUUUUCUGCAAUAUGGCAAUCAUUAGGAAAUUAUUUUUUGGGUUAUUUGUUUAAAGUGUGUUUGGAAAAAUGCUAUGGCGCACACAGGAAUGCGCAGGCACAUGCAGAUGUUAAUAUAUAUUCGUAGCAGGGUGUGCAGUACUCGAGUGGAGUCCAUUUAUUUAGAGUAACUUGUAAGUCAGGUCAUUAAUUUUUCAGCUUGGGAGGUUUUAUUUUUAUGCAGUAUUGCAAUAAUUAGGGAAUGGUUUGGGGGCUUUGGCAAAAUGCUAGGAAUUGAAUUUGUCUGCUUUGUUUGUUCUGUCUAUGUAGAUUUUGCAUAGGGAAUUCACGUUUAGGUAAUAUAGCAAACUGUACAGCAUUACUUUUAAAGUUUAUAAAUCGAAUGCAACUGAACUUUGACUGUGAAAAUGUAUGAAUGUGUGUAAGUGCUUAGUUAUGUGAUAUUGUCGGAAGAUUGCUUUGUAGAUAUCAAGCUUUUUGUUCUGAACAUUAGGUGAUUUGUAAAGUAAAUUUACUCUGUACAAAACUUUUUUCCAUUGUAAAAAUACUCCAACCAAAAGUUACUUCAGUUAUGACAGAAUGAUUGCUAGACACAUUCACUUUGAUUUUUAGCCUUGUUUUCAUUAGAAUCUUCUAUACAACAAUUAUCAAACAAUAAAAAAAUACUCCAAAUGUUACUUUGACAGAAGAUAAGUUGGUAUGUGGCUGAAGUUAUGUUUGUGCAAAAAAGUCUAAAUUUGUCAUUAUAAAAGCAAUAAACAUAGGUUUAAAAUAUUUUAGCUUGUAGUUUGGUCAGAAAAACUAUGUAUAUGACUGUAUGAGAGUGUGGUUGAGGGUAUGGGAAGUUGUGAUAUUAGACUAGUAAAUAUAGUUGUUGUUUUUUUGUUUUUUUUUCAAUCAUUAGCUUUCGAAUUAGAAUAGUUACAUAAUUUUAGUGGUCAGAAUCAUGACAAGCAUUGUUAGAAUUUGGGUUUAAAGAAAAAGCCAGAAUAAAGCACAGUCUUGUGCUUAAGAAUAAA
Lingula anatina is the source of this 4300-nucleotide messenger RNA. Its product is annotated as procollagen galactosyltransferase 1. Gene Ontology annotation, molecular function: procollagen galactosyltransferase activity. The record is from RefSeq and is a predicted model, not a curated record. Lineage: Eukaryota; Metazoa; Brachiopoda; Lingulata; Lingulida; Lingulidae.